AUGACCGGAAAGCUGACACUCCACAAGUCACCAAAGCGCAAACGCGAUGGCAUAGACUACCAGCAAAGGACUACUUCAUCGUCCCCUGCUUCUUCCCAUACGUCGAUCAGUGUAAAGGAUGGUGGUCAUCUUUCCGAUGAAUAUAGCCCCGCUGUUGGGGGAAAUAGCCCCCAAAUCUCCGUAGUGGGAGAGCUGGGAGAACUUGACCUCCACGGAACUUCGAGUCAUAGAUUUGUUGAAAGCACGGACAAUGGUGCUGCAGAUUACAAGCAGACGAUCAAUCAAGGGGAUGAAGCACCUUCUGAACAAGGUCUAAUGAACGUCGAUGCGUCACCGACAGUAACCUCGAUUACUACAAAGGAUACAGAGAAGAUAACCAGCGCAUUGCUAGGGGAUGGAGGCCUGCAAACUAUGAGCCCGGUUCCGGUGCCACAGCAAAAACCCAAACCCAACUCACAACAAAAGCCCAUGUCCCGUCGAAAAUCUCCUCCUCUUUCAAGCAACGAGGAUCAGAAUCCGCUGACAUGGCACGACUCGGAAAUAACAGGAUAUGCGCCGACAGAUCCGAAUGAUGAUGGGUACGGAAUCAACGGAGUUGGUUUCAAGCCCACGGCUGCGGUCGCAUGGGAUAGAUCGCAGAGAAGACAAAAGCAAGUAGCAGAGUGGAAGAGCCGUGAAGCGAAGGAGGCGAGGGAGAGGCGGAAGUCACGACGUGAUGGGAAUCUCCUAAACGAACAUGCGGAAAACACAGGCCAUAACUACAAGAAGGUCAAAUUUGACAUAUCUACGGAGGAUUGA
This is a messenger RNA of Histoplasma capsulatum G186AR, 798 nucleotides long. RefSeq lists its product as uncharacterized. The record is from RefSeq and is a predicted model, not a curated record. Lineage: Eukaryota; Fungi; Ascomycota; Eurotiomycetes; Onygenales; Ajellomycetaceae. The transcript has a single exon. Bases 1 to 798 code for a protein of 265 amino acids.